Molecule: messenger RNA, 2338 nt
Organism: Ricinus communis (castor bean)
Lineage: Eukaryota; Viridiplantae; Streptophyta; Magnoliopsida; Malpighiales; Euphorbiaceae
Product: putative pentatricopeptide repeat-containing protein At3g18840
Exons: 2
Coding region: 135-2183 (682 amino acids)
Biological process (GO): RNA modification
Molecular function (GO): protein binding; RNA binding
Source: RefSeq, a predicted model, not a curated record
AUUUGAAAAAACAACUUACCUGAUCCUUUUGAAAAGGCAUCAUGUCGCGCAUUUUAAAAUGGCUGCAUGCUAAUACCUCUGCUGCAGUGUCUCGAAACUAGAAAAAUUGAAUCAUAUAUAUAAUAUGCCUGUAAAUGAAUUCCCUCAAAGAUGGUUUCAGAGUUCAAGUCCACUCCAUAAAAUCAGGUUGUAUAUUACCCGUCUUCACCUCCAAUAAACUCAUUCACUUAUACUCCAAACAUGGUCUCGCACGAGAAGCACGAAAUCUGUUCGAUGAAAUGCCGGAGAAAAACGUUUUCUCUUGGAAUGCUAUAAUCUCCGCGCACAUUAGAACCCAUAAUUUAACACAAGCAAAGGCUAUAUUUGACUCUGCUUCUGUUAGAGAUUUGGUUACCUAUAAUUUAAUGUUAUCGGGUUAUGUAAGGGUUGAUGGGUGUGAAUCAUAUGCCCUUGAUUUGUUUAAAGAAAUGCCACGUAACCGUUCUAAGGUUGGAAUCGAUGAGUUUAGUCUUACAACAAUGGUUAAAUUGUUCGCUAAGCUAUCUAUGUUGUGUCACGGAAGGCAGGUACAUUCAUAUAUGGUUAAAACAGCUAAUGAUAAAAGUGGGUUUGCUGUUAGUUCUUUGAUUGACAUGUAUUCAAAAUGUGGGUGUUUUAAAGCCGCUCUUGAGGUUUUUAAAGGAUGUGAAAGAGUUGUAGAUUUGGUUUCGAAGAAUGCUAUGGUGGCAGCUUGUUGUAGAGAAGGUGAAAUGGAUUUAGCUUUGAAGCUGUUUUGGAGAGAGAAUGAGUUGAAUGAUACAGUUUCUUGGAAUACUUUGAUUUCAGGUUAUGUUCAAAACGGAUACGCGGUAGAAUCAUUCAAAUCAUUUGUUCGCAUGAUGGAUAAUGGUGUUAUGUGGAACGAACAUACUUUUGCUAGCCUUUUGAGUGCCUGUUCUGGUUUAAGGAACUUGAAGCUUGGAAAGGAAAUCCAUGCUUGUGUAUUAAAAAAUGGGAUGGAUUCAAAUCCUUAUAUAGAAAGUGGAAUUAUUGAUGUUUAUUGCAAGUGUGGGAAUGUGAAAUAUGCCGAAUCGAUAUAUUUAGGUAGUAGGAUUGGAAGUCCAUUUUCAACAAGUUCUAUGAUUGUGGGGUAUUCCUUACAAGGGAAUAUGGCGGAAGCUCGUAGGCUUUUUGAUUCUUUGGAAGAGAAAAAUGCUAUUGUUUGGACGGCUUUGUUUACUGGGUAUGUCAAGUUACAGCACUGUGAAGCUAUUUUUGAACUUUUCAGUGAGUUUAGGUCCAAGGAAGCAAUGGUUCCUGACAGUUUGAUUCUUAUCAGUGUGCUUGGAGCCUGUGCAUUGGAAGCUGCACUUAGUCCAGGAAAGCAAAUUCAUGGUUAUGUAUUUAGAAUGGGGAUUACAAUGGAUAAAAAAAUGAGCACUGCUAUGGUCGAUAUGUAUUCAAAAAGUGGGAGUACAGCAUAUGCAGAAAAAGUUUUCCAAAAUGUUAAUGAAAGAGAUUCUAUCCUUUACAAUGUAAUGAUGGCUGGUUAUGCUCAUAACGGACAUGAGAUUGAAGCUAUCCAGUUGUUUCAGGAAAUGCUGGAGAAAGGAGUCAGACCAAAUGUAGUUACUUUUGUUGCGCUUCUAUCUGCUUGCCGUCACUGUGGACUGGUAGAUUUAGGUGAAAAAUUCUUUUAUUCCAUGACUGAAGAAUAUAAUAUACUGCCUGAAAUUGAUCAUUACACAUGUAUGAUUGAUCUUUACGGACGGGCUAAUCAACUAGAAAAAGCAGUAUCACUAAUGAACAGAAUCCCCAUAGAACAACAGGAUGCUGUAAUCCUGGGGGCAUUCUUAAAUGGCUGUAGGCUAAAUAGGAACGCAGUAUUAGCAAAAGAAGCAGAGGAGAAACUGUUAAAGAUGGUGGGAGAUAAUGGCGCACGUUAUGUGCAGCUGGCUAAUGUUUAUGCAGCAGAAGGGGAUUGGGUUGAGAUGGGAAGAAUAAGGAAGCAGAUGAGAGAAAAGGAGGCCAAGAAGUUUGCUGGUUGCAGUUGGGUAUACCUUGAUAACAGAGUUCAUAUAUUUACCUCUGGUGACAGAACUCACAAGAAAGUAAGCUCUAUAUAUUUGAUGUUAGCUUGCUUGACUGCAGAACUAUAUCAAGUUUCUGGGGACACACUGCUGAGAAAGGCAGCAUUGUUCUGACUGUUAAACAUCCCAAAAGCAUAUUGUAGAGGAUGGAUUUCAUCAAUUAUGUUCAGGAGCUGCACCGCGGGGGUUGUUUUACCUGUGUACUCGACUUUCAAGGCUAUCGAGAACAGAGAUUUGAUUGACCAACAAAAAUGGCUUCUCUAUUGGGC